Molecule: messenger RNA, 6450 nt
Organism: Parathielavia appendiculata
Lineage: Eukaryota; Fungi; Ascomycota; Sordariomycetes; Sordariales; Chaetomiaceae
Exons: 24
Coding region: 1-6450 (2149 amino acids)
Biological process (GO): fatty acid biosynthetic process; secondary metabolite biosynthetic process
Molecular function (GO): 3-oxoacyl-[acyl-carrier-protein] synthase activity; fatty acid synthase activity; oxidoreductase activity
Source: RefSeq, a predicted model, not a curated record
AUGCCGGUUGCGGUAGCAUUGUGGGAAUUCCUCAUGCAGGGCUCAGUGGCCGACAGCCAGCCGCCCAAGACUCGAUUCAACCUCUCUGGGCACUACGACGGAACAGGCCGGCCCGGGACCAUACCCACGCCCGGCGGCAUGUUUCUCGAGGACACCGACCUCGCCAAGUUUGACGCUUCCUUCUUCAACACCAGUUAUGCCGAUGCGAUUGCGAUGGAUCCGCAACAUCGGCUCUUGCUCGAGGCUUCCAUUCGCGGGGCAAAAAUAGGCUGUCUCGUGGGAGCCAAUACUUGUGAGUAUGAGGCCGGCUUUACGAGAGAUCCAGAAGAUCAAGUCCCUGGGACGAGCAUAGGCCUCAGCCGCUCCAUCCUCAGCAACAGGAUCCGCCACUUCUUGGAUAUCACGGGGCCCAGCAUAACCCUAAAUACCGCCUGCUCCUCAACACUCAUCGCCAUCGAUAUGGCGUGCUCCUACCUGCAAUCACACCAAGCCGAUGGCAUGUUCGUGGCCGGCUUGCUGCUCUUCAUGGAUCCCGGCGCCAUUCUGGAUUCUGGUCCGAUGGGAGGCGCCUUCUCGACCACGGGAAGAUGCCACACGGUUGACGCAAAGGCGGACGGAUACGUGAGAGGCGAGGCUAUCAAUGUCGUCUUCCUCAAGCGGCUCAGCGAUGCCAUCCGGGAUGGUGACCCAAUCCGGGCUGUCAUCCGAGGCACAGCGACCAACAGCGAGGGACGCACCCCGGGUUUGACAUACCCAAGCUCGAAGGCACACGCGCAUGCGAUGCAGGCUGCCUAUCAGAGAGCGGGUAUCGCCAACCUGAACGAGACAGGUUACCUGGAAUGCCACGGCACCGGCACGCUGGCAGGCGAUCCCAUCGAAGUAGCGGGCAUUGCCUCGCCGCUCAUUAUCGGAUCCAUCAAGAGCAAUGUCGGCCAUUCGGAGCCGGCGGCCGGCCUCUCCGGCUUGAUCAAGGCCGUGCUUGCCAUUGAGCGCGGCAUUAUUCCCGGCAACCCGACGUUCAUCACGCCCAAUCCGCGUAUCUAUUUUCAAGGCAGCCGUGUCCGCAUUGUUGGAACCCGCAUUCGGUGGCCGACAUCGUACGCUACUAGGAGAGCGCGCAUCAACUCGUUUGGAUCCGGAGGUGCCAACGCACACGCCGUGCUGGAGCAACUGGACUCGUGUCUUCCCGAGUCUGUUGCGGGCACCUAUCGCAAGAGAUUUGUCUCGUCGUGGACGGCGAAUCAGCAUGCAUCCGGCCUACUCAGAAAGAACGACGACGCCGAGUCGCGGGAAGACGGCCGCCCGUACCUGCUGGCCCUGUCGGCGCACCUCGUCAACCCUGCUGUGAGCUGUAAGCUGCGCGAUGUCGCUUACACGCUCUCCGAGAAGCGCACCGGGCACCUUCAUCGAGCUCAUUUUGUCGCUCCCUCGCUCGAGCAUGUCGCUAAUAUCACGCCUGGCUUGGUGAGCACUGGCAAACAGCGGGCUCAACCCUCAAGGAUCGGCUUCGUCUUCACUGGUCAGGGGGCGCAAUGGAGCCUGAUGGGGAAGAGCCUGGUCGAAACCUUUCCCGCUGCGGAGGAGUGUGUCCGGCAGCUGGACCGAGUCCUCCGGGACGAGGUAGACCCUCCGCCGUCGUGGUCGCUGUUGGAACCUCUGACGGAAGACAUGGACGCCCAACGGCUGCGGCUCCCCGAGCUGGCUCAGCCGCUCACCACCGCGCUGCAGCUUGCCAUGUUAGCAGUGUUGCGUGAUUGGGGAAUUCAGCCGCGCAGGGUCGUUGGCCACUCGUCGGGGGAGAUUGCCGCUGCCGCGGCAGCUGGCAGACUCACGCCGUCUGAGGCCAUCAAGCUGGCGUACUUCCGGAGCCUGGCCUCCCAACGUGAAUGCACUCGGCGCACAAGCGUGGAUGCGGAACGGCUCGGAAUGCUCGCUGUCGGUGCUUCCGCCGAAGACGUGGCGCCGUAUCUCGACCGCGAGCCGUCGGUCCAGAUCGCCUGCUACAACAGCCCUGGAAGUGCGACGCUGUCCGGCCCGCAGACCGCACUCCAGCGGGUUCAAGACGCCGUCAAAAGCGGCGGCCGCUGUGUCAGGGCACUCCAGGUCGACUCGGCUUACCACCAUUCCGAGUACAUGGCGCCCGUCGCGGUCGAGUAUGAACGGCUGAUGCGGGAGCAGUGUCAGCUUACCGCAACGGACGCGGUGGUCCACGUGUCUGUAUUCUCGUCGGUAAGCGGCGGGGAGAUGACGGACACGGCGGACCUGUUCGAGCAUGGCUACUGGCGGACGAACAUGGUGAGCCCAGUGCGCUUCUCCGAUGCUCUUUCCGCCAUGGUUUCUGGGAAGCAUGGCUCCGAGCUCCUGAUUGAGAUCGGACCCUCCAACGCCCUCGCCGGACCUGUGACGCAGACACUCGAGACUGUGAAAGGCGCCGACACGAAGGUUCAGUACGUCUCGGCAGCAAAAAGGGGACCCGAGGCGGUCCACGCGCUGCUGGGCGUUGCCGGUGUCCUGUGGGCUUGUGGGAGUCCGGCCGAUUUGAGCAAGGCCAAUGGGUAUCCGGAUUCCCAAGACGCAGAGUUCGACAAGCCGUCCCUCAUCAUCGACCUGCCAAACUACCACCAGGUCCUCAAGCUGGACACACUGCCCUGGCUCCGUGAGUACGACGUGAGAGGCCAGGUCAUCUUCCCCGGCGCUGGAUACAUCGCCCUUGCUAUCGAGGCCAUUUAUCAAUUCCAUUACCGCCUCCAAAACGUCAAGUUUCUCAGGGGGUUGGUACUUGGAAAUGCCAUGUCCUCCGGGGAUACAAGCAUUGUGCUUGGUCUAAACCGCGCAUACAACUCCCCUAGUCAGUGGCACGAGUUCCGCAUCCUGGAGCGGCGGCGUGAUGCCGACGUCUGGUCCACCCACUGUGUUGGGCUGAUCCGGAUUGAACAGCAUACGCAGUCCACAUCAAUGUCACCGUCGCCGCGGGGAGCCUUUGGACCUCUGGAGUACGCCGUGCCGGGCAGCCACGCAUACCGGGACGCCAUGGUCGACUUCCAGUGGCUAUGGGGCGACCGACGGACCUGCGCUGUGCUGUCCAUGGACCCCGCCGCCUCAACCUACGGGCAGUCGUCGUACCCGAUCCACCUCCUGUACUUCGACAGCUUCCUGCAACUCUGCGGCUUUCCCGUCCGCCAGGUCCAGGGCAGUCGCCAUGACGGCCUCGUCAUCGUCCCCGCCAGCAUCGACAGCCUCUUCGUUUCCGCGUCUCGCGCUCCCAGGGGACACUGCGCGGUCUCGACGCAGGCGUAUCACAUUGGCGUCGGUUCCGAGCGCGAUGCCCGUUACAACAAAAUGCCCGGGGGGAUCUAUGACCCUGCUAAAUGCUCCACCGUCCUGGUGGCCGAAGGGCACAUGUAUGCGACAUUUGUGUGGGACGUUGACCUGUCGCUUUCGGACGCGACGGGUCUGGCCGCGACGUUACAGCAGCAGCAGCUGGACUCGGUUCAGCGUAUUCUCGACCUGUUCCUCCACAGGCAACCGAGCCUUCACAUCCUCGAGGUGAACACCAACCCCUCCGACACGUCUUGCUUGUGGUUGGACGGCACCAGCCCGUCGUCUCCUGCAAAAAGACUCCGAUGCGAGAACCCUUUGACAAUGCGGGACCGCCACACCGGCCUGCCACGCGUCAUUUUUCAGCUGGCGGACCCCGCCGUCGAGCGCUUCGGCAAGAAGACCGCUGGCACCGCGGACCUAGUCCUCUUGAAGACCACGUCAACAUCAGGCGAAAUGACAGAACUGCGGUGGCAUCGGAUAUCGUUGUCCCGCACCGACGCCUCCUCUGAUACCGCGGGCGACGAGUGGCAGACGGUGCUGGAACAUCUCGGCUUCUCCAACAUAAAACUCCUUUCCAGGCAGAGCAGUCGAGUACCGGGCAUCGUUUGGGCAGAGAUUGCCAGUGCUGUGCCUGCUGUCCAACCGAGCUUGCACGGCCUUCCGGGCAGCAAUGCUUUGGUGUCACCUCACCAGUGGGACAUGCUGCAGGAGCUGAUUCAAAAGGAGUGCAACAUCCUCUGGGUCACGAGCGGCUCCCAAUUGGAGGUUUCGAGGCCUCACCGAGCCACCUCCCACGGGUUGCUGCGCGUCAUCAGGAACGAAGAACCUCAUCUACGGAUCGUCACGCUCGACGUCGAGGAACACGAGAACGGUGACUACGCGGCAGCCGUGGGUGAUGUCGAGGCCUGUCUCAACCAUCUGGCUUCCCCAGCAGAAGAGUAUCGGAACGAGUGCGAGUUUGUCGAGAGGGCCGGGCUAGUCUACACGUCACGAGUGUUAAAAGACGACCAGCACGACGAGGUCAAGUCUGAACAUGUCAACGGCCGGCCGCCUCGGUGGUCACCGUGGUCCUGCACCAUGCUUUGGGUACGGGCCGAACGCCGCGGUGUCAUCGACUUCUUGCACUGCAAAGAGAAGCCCAACGCCGGGCUCCCGCCACCACCCAACGAAUUCAUCGAGGUGGACGUGUGCGCUGCGGGAGUGAACUUCAAGGACGUCGCCGUAGCGAUGGGGUGGGCCGCCGGAAACCAGCAUAAGCUUGGGUUGGAAGGAGCCAACAUCGUCAGCCGCGUCGGCGCCGGCGUCCCGUCGUCCGCUUUCAAGCCCGGCCAGCGCGUUGUCUUCCUGCAGAAAGGGAGUUUCGCCAACAGGGUCCACGUUCCCAUGCAGGCCGUCUACGCCAUUCCCGACGCCAUGUCUCUUGACGUCGCCGCGUCACUGCCGGUCGCGUAUCUUACCAGCCUGUAUGCCUUGUUCGACCUGGGAAAUUUGAAACGAGGUCAACGUGUUCUAAUUCAUUCUGCGGCUGGUGCCGUUGGAAACGCGGCGAUGCAGAUUUGCCGGUAUAUGGGUGCCGAGAUAUACGCUACCGUGGGGAAUGACGAGAAACGUGUCUUUCUGCAGGACGCAUUUGGAAUCCCUUCCCAUCGCAUCUUUUCGUCGCGGACUGCCGAGUUUGAGCGCAAGAUCAUGGAGGCCACGGACGGGCACGGCGUAGACCUUGUGCUGAACUCACUGUCCGGAGAUCUCCUCGAGGCAUCGUGGAACACCGUAGCCUUUGGUGGUACGCUGGUCAAGAUCGGCAAACGGGAUAUCAGUGACCAGAAUCGGCUGCCCAUGGGGCCGUUCAACCGCGGAGCUUCCUUCCACGCUCUCGACUUGUCGCUGUUUACGAGAUGGGGUGAAGUGGUAGCCCGUUUAUUCUCCCGUUUAUUCAAGCUUCUUGAUGAGGGGAAGAUCAAGCCUAUUUUCCCUCUGCAAAGACUUGGUUUUGAUCAAGUUCAGGACGCACUGAUUCGCCUGUGCUUAGGACAACAUAUCGGCAAGUUGGUUCUUUCGUCGGGCUCGGAUCAACCCUGCGGGAAGCCUCACUACGUUCAGGUUCGGCCCGCUCCGAGGACAGCGACAUAUCGCGACGAUGUGUGCUACCUGGUCGUCAGUGGACUCCGGGGCCUGUGCGCUAGCCUGGCCGUGGACCUUGCGAAGCGUGGCGUCAAGCACAUCGCGACCAUGUCGCGGAGUGGUUAUGACGAUCUGAGGUCACAGAUCGACAUCCGACAUAUCCGCAACCUGGGGAGCCAGAUCGACCUGGCAUUCUCAGAGACUACCGUUCCUGUCGUCGGGAUUAUUCAGGGCGCUAUGGUACCCUUGGACCGACCCUUCUCGUCCAUGACCAGUCGACGAGUACCAUGCCGUUUUGGUCGUUCUCGAGCGUGGCCUUCGCCAGGAUUCCUUCACCUCCCUGUCCAGUAUCGCCAGCGUGCUGGGCGGCCGCGCGCAGGCCAACACGUUGCUGCCAACGCCUUCCUCGACUCCUUCCCCGCCUAUCGAUACCGGCUCGGCCUGCCCGCCCACACCAGCAACCUCGGGGUCGUCGAGGACGUUGGCUUCAUGGUCGAUCGCGAUGAUGUCUUUGAGCGGUACAAGGAUAGCGUCAUGACCUUCAUCAACGAGGACAUGCUCUGCAAAAUGGUUCAGUUCUCUAUUCUCCAGCAGAAUCCCCAACCCGUCAGCUCGACUAGUCUUGAGCACAUGGUUACGGGCCUCGAGAUUCCGCAGGCAAGCCACUCGGGUCUGCGGGCCGACCCGCGCUUUGCACGCGUUUUCACGGGAGGUAGCGGCGCAGGGAAGAACGACGACGAGUCAAAGGACGUCCGGGCACUCAAGCUCUUGCUGAGCUCCUCUGUGCGGGAUCCGGGUGCUGUCUUGGACCUCGCCGUCAAGGCUGUUAGCGCGUGGCUGUUCAAGAUGCUACGCCUCCGCAAGCCUGUAGAGGCCGAGCAGUUGUGCGUGUAUGGUCUCGACUCGCUCGCGGCCGUCGAGUUCAGGAACCGGUUGCGCUCGGAGCUUGGAGCUGUGCUGACAACGCUGGAUAUUACUACGACCAGGUCCAUCUCCAUGUCGGAAUGA